GCUCAUCGUUAACCUCAUUCGCAUAUGCCUUGCGGACGAGCUUCGGAUCGUCCAUUUCUAAUGUGUACAGCGAGAUCUCUGAUCAAUUCUCACAUCCCGAGUUGACCCAGUGAGUGGUGGAGUCGCGCGAGUCAGCGUCGCCGUUAUCACGGUGGUUGUUGGCGGCGGUUGCGGUGGUGCUAGGGCAGCAAGAUGGUGGAUCCGGCGAACACUCCACUCGGACGAAUGUUAUUGGACGAGAUCACACCCGUUGUCAUGGUGCUUCGAACGAACCUCGUCGAAGAGACUUGUCAAAAGAAUGGCCUCAGCUUGAUUCAAAUGCUCAGCCCUUUCUGUGCCUUCGACAACAUUGAUGUACCUGUACGGACAGCGAGUGAUCAACCCUACAGGCUUCAGAAGUUCAAGUUACGGUUGUUCUACGCGUCUGACAUUCGGCAGCCCGAUGUAGAGGUUGCAAAGGAGCGGGUGAAAGAGGUUAUUACUCAUGCAGGGGAGGAAAAUUUUUUGAACUUGUGUUCAGACCCACCUCAAAUUGAGACUGUACUCACUACCUCCCAAUCUGAACUCAUACCGUCAUGGUUUCCGUUCUUCAACAAAGAGCUAGUACGAACAGUCUCUUUUUCAGAUCAUGAAGCUUUUGACCAUCCUGUGGCAUGUCUUUUGGUUGUUUCUUCAAAGGAUGAAGAGCCUAUCAAUAGAUUUGUUGACCUUUUUAACAGUGAUCAGUUGCCUUCACUUCUUAGUGAUGGAGCAAUGGAUCCAAAGAUUCUGAAGUAUUAUCUGUUGCUGCAUGAUAACCAAGAUGGCACAUCAGAGAAAACAACCAAAUUUUUAACGGAGAUGAGGAGUACAUUUGGCUCAAAUGAUUGUGGGCUGCUGUGCGUUAACUCCUCUCAAGAUGGUUUAGUAGAACAUCAGGAAAAUCCAUGGGCUCUUCAUAGAACUGAGUCUUCACCGAAUCAUCGUCUUGGUUGCUUUCUUAACAUUGAUGAUAUGGAUGAGCUACAAAAUGUCAUGCAAGAUCUGUCAUCUAAACACAUAAUUCCUCACAUGGAGCAAAAAAUCCGUGUCCUUAAUCAACAGGUCUCUGCAACAAGGAGAGGUUUCAGAAAUCAAAUAAAAAACUUAUGGUGGAGAAAAGGGAAAGAAGAUACACCAGACACCCAGAAUGGUCCUAUGUAUACUUUUAGCUCCAUUGAAUCUCAAAUAAGAGUUUUAGGUGAUUAUGCCUUCAUGCUACGAGAUUAUGAACUCGCACUGUCAAAUUAUCGACUACUUUCCACGGAUUACAAGAUUGACAAAGUGUGGAAACGCUAUGCUGGUGUACAGGAAAUGAUGGGACUAACAUACUUCAUGUUGGAUCAGUCAAGCAAGGAUGCUGAAUAUUGCAUGGAGAAUGCAUUUAACACAUAUUUAAAACUUGGGUCGUCUGGUCAGCGAAUUGCUACAAGGUGUGGUCUUUGGUGGGUAGAAAUGUUGAAGACAAGGGAUCAGUUUAAAGAGGCUGCUACUGUUUACUUUCGUAUUUCUGGUGAGGAACCCCUACAUUCGGCUGUCAUGCUGGAGCAAGCAUCUUAUUGCUACUUGUUUGCGAAACCACCAAUGUUACGCAAAUAUGGAUUCCAUCUUGUUCUUUCAGGUGAUCUGUAUAAGAAAUGUGAUCAGAUGAAGCAUGCAAUUCGCACAUACAGAGGUGCUUUAACUGUUUUUGAAGGAACUAAAUGGAGCCAUAUCAGGGAUCAUGUUCAUUUCCAUAUUGGAAAAUGGUAUGCAUUUCUUGGGAUGUUUGAUGUGGCAAUUAAUCAUACAUUGGAAGUCCUGGCCUGUGGCCAUCAAUCGAAGACAACACAAGAGUUAUUCCUGAGGGACUUUUUUCAAAUUGUUCAGAAAACAGGGAAAACAUUUGAGGUAUCAAUGCUUCAAUUGCCUGUCAUUGACAUCCCUUCACUCAAGGUUGUUUUUGAAGAUCAUCGAACUUAUGCAUCGUCUGAAGCAGUUGGUGUUAAAGAAAGUCUGUGGCGGUCUUUGGAGGAGGACAUAAUGCCUUCAUUGCCUACCAUUAGGAGCAACUGGCUGGAACCACGAGCAAAACUCCUAUCAAAAAAAUUGAAAGAGUCGAAUGUUUGUGUGGCAGGAGAAGCAAUUAAAGUAGAAAUCGGAUUCAAGAAUCCACUUCAAAUCCCUAUUUCUAUCUCUAGUGUUUCCCUAAUAUGUGAGCAUUCUGCAAGAUCUGAUGAAAUUGAAGUUGAUCCAAAUGGCACAUCUACUGAGAAUCAGAAUGAUGACCAAUUCAGAAAAUUAGCCACUAGUGGGGAAUGUAGCUCAGAAAUGUCCUCAUUUACAGUGUCUGAGGUUGACAUUUCAUUGGGAGGAGGUGAAACACUUUUGGCACAAUUAACUGUUACUCCCAGACUAGAAGGCACACUGAAAAUAGUUGGUGUAAGGUGGAAAUUGUCAGGUUCAGUAGCUGGUUUCUUUGACUUCAAUUCCGACUUGGUAAAGAAGAAAGUUGCAAAGAAAAGAAGGAAAACUACACAGCCUACGACUGAUAACCUGGAGUUUUUGGUGAUUAAGACGCUGCCCAAGCUUGAGGGCUGCAUUCGUCACCUUCCUAAAACAGUUUAUGCAGGAGACUUACGGCUUCUUGAUUUAGUGUUGAGGAACCCAUUCGAAACUUCUGUGAAGAGUAUAAAGAUGAAGAUCAACCAUCCAAGAUUUCUAAGUAUUGGAAACCAGGAAGUUAUGGAUAUGGAAUUUCCUGCUUGCCUAGAAAAGAUGAAUUCUGCAGAGAGUGAUGCACGGGUUAAAACCAAUUCUACAUCAGACACAGUGUUUCUGUUUCCAGAGGAUGCACUAAUUCAUGGAGAAACUCCAUUCGUUUGGCCUCUUUGGCUUCGGGCUGCUACUCAUGGAAACAUUUCAUUGUACAUAACAAUAUAUUAUGAGAUGGGAGAUACAUCAACCGUGAUGAGAUAUCGCGUUUUGCGCAUGCAUUAUAAUUUAGAGGUGUUACCAUCAUUGGAUUUGUCAUUUCAAAUUAGCCAUUGUCCUUCAAGAUUACAAGAGUUCCUUGUUCGGAUGGAUGUUGUCAACAGGACAAGUUCAAAGAGUUUCCAGGUUCAUCAAUUAUCAUCUGUUGGAAAUAAGUGGGAAAUCUCAUUGCUUCAACCUAUUGAUAGCAUUUUUCCUUCGGAACUCCUAUUGGCUGGUCAAGCGCUGUCAUGUUUUUUCAAGCUCAAGAAUGGCAGGAAUUCUGUAAUUGAUAAAGAUGAGGACUAUUCUAUUUCCACUUUGGAGGGAUCUGAUAUCAGAUUGAGCUGUAGCAGCAAUGAACCUCUGUUUGAUAUAUAUAGGUCUCCUUUAGUUGAUUUCCACCAUUAUGAGAGAGUGCACCAGGGAACGGCUCAGGAAAAUCCAAAUACAGUUGACUUCAUAUUGAUCUCUCGGCCACAGAGGAGUGAAGGUGACUCUGAGCAACCCAACAACCUCUUCUCUCAUCAUGCAUGUCAUUGCAGUAUUGCGAAUACAAGCCCAAUAUGGUGGCUAAUGGAAGGCCCACGGACCAUACACCAUAACUUCUCUUCUUCUUUCUGCAAAAUAAAGCUUAAGAUGACCGUCCACAAUUCUUCUGAUGCUGUUGCAUCAAUUCGCAUUGAGAGAUCUGAUUCCACCUCUAGUGCCAAUACAACUUCAGUUCCUUCUGGAAAUGAAGCUGGGUGGCAUGAUAUAUCUCUGCUGAACGAUGUUAAAGUCACAUCCGAUGUCCUUGGAACUCGAGUCGGGAAGUCACUUCCACAAGAGUGUGUUUCCCCAUUCAUUUGGUCUGGGACGAGUUCUACCCGAUUCAAGCUCGAGCCAAUGUCCACAACCGAAAUUCCUCUCCAGAUAUGCGUCUUUUCGCCUGGUACAUAUGAUCUGUCUAAUUACAUUCUACAUUGGAAUUGUUUACCGUCAAAUGAUCAAGUAAAUCAAAGGGCUGGAGGAACAAAAAAGUCUUCAGGGACGUGCCAAGGGCAUCCGUAUUAUCUUACAGUGCUGCAAUCAUCAUGACCCUUUAUCUGGUAUGAUUCGUCUUUCGACAAUUUGCGAAAUAUCAUAUCUUGUUUGUAUUAAUUUCUGUUACCUUUAGUUUGUAAAUUAUAUUCUUGUGAUACAUUUUAUACGACAGUAGGAAUUAUGGAAAAAGGGUGGAAAAACAAAGAAGAGAUGAGAAAAAGAAAAAAAAAGGAGCAGAUUAUUUUUUGUUGUUUACAUAAUAAGAGCGAUGAAAUUGAGUUGAUUCGGUUACCUUUUUGGUAUACUCACCUUCACUUUUAACUAAUGAUAGAUGGCUUUUGUUUGUCAAUUCAA
This is a messenger RNA of Camellia sinensis, 4350 nucleotides long. The record is from RefSeq and is a predicted model, not a curated record. Lineage: Eukaryota; Viridiplantae; Streptophyta; Magnoliopsida; Ericales; Theaceae.